UCUCAUCUCAGGCCAGUGUUUUCGACAUAUCGUAGCUAAAGCUGCACUCUAACACGGGAGCCUCCUGAAACGCCUCAACUAAGGCAGGAAAAAAAAAAUAGGACGCUUCAUUGGUUUGCUCUCCGGCGGUGAGCUCAGUACUCACGUGUUCGCACCCAGCUACGUGCCCUUGGUCGCGUACCUCACUCCACUAGCACUGAUGAUCCGACUUGCACCAUUCCCGCCGUUUGUCGUCAGAGUAACUAUACCCUAAUUAUUUGCUUCUGGCGUCGUUUUUGAGAAAUCCUUGAGGCAUCCUGCACGGUCUACCGUUUCUGCGCGUAUGGCCAUCCACGGGCAAGCGAAAUUUUUGUAACUGUGCACAUCGGCUCCGCGGAGGAAGCUGUCUUCUUUUCAUAACCACGUUACAUCAGUCAGCCAGGAGUGCCCAGAAGUGUCCAUCCGUUGUAAUCAUUCCGCACCAUUACAACCUGGCCACGUUGACGAGUCAACCGCAACGAUUAUCAAGACCGGCUGCUCCAAAGCUCGAAGCCAGAUUCAUUCAUACUUUCCCAUUAGCAAAACGUAUAUCCAUACGCUAACGCCACAUUGAUAGAUUAGUGUGUCGAGCUGCAUUUUUUGUGUUUCGCUGCUUUGCCGACGGAGAUUGCUGUGUCAAUAGAUACUUCCAGGUUCAUGCAAGGUGACUGCCCUUCGUACGGCUGUGGGCAGAGAUAACUCAGUUUUGCAAGGUGUUACCGCUCUGCUCUUUUCAUUAACGUGGCUCUUCAUCUUGAAUCAUCGUAAAAAAGAGGCAGCUAGCAGAUACAGAAAAAAAAAGAUAGGAGUUCUGUUUUUUAGGAAUCGCGCACAAUGUUCUUUCUAUCAUCGAUGGGGAAAAGUAGACGGAAAAGCACCACCAUGAGAUUAAUCGUCUUGGCGAUCUGCUUGCUGCUCGAGAUCUCCGCUCGAUGCUCGUUAGCAGAUAACGUUACGGGUGGCGCCGAUGAGGAAUCUGCGCCGUCGACACCAGUGAGAGCAGCUGCCACAGAUGCAGAUAAUAACACUGCUGACAUCACGCAAGGGCUGCAAAACAUGAUGACCAGCCUCUUCGCCAGCAUACCACCGUCUCUGAUACGGAAGCUUAACGGGGCCAACAUUCGGCAACAGUGCAGAUUGGCCCUUCUCCGUACGGUGGCCGCCUUCGAGAAACCGGAGCCAUGGGCACUCAGACUGUUCGACGCUACGGGCAAAUACCCGACGGGCGUGCUACAAGUUACCCGCGUCGACCUAGGAGCUUUCGACGAGUGCCUCGAGACGGAGGUGCGGGACAGCUCUGGAAAUGUGAGCUCACGUGGCCAGUACUGCAAUUUGCAGAUCCAGCCGAAGACGGACGCUCUUGGUCCGAAGGAGAUGGAAUUCGUAUCGGCCAUGGUGCAUCCCAAGAUUCUUGAUUUCAUGGGAGCAGUCAAGGAACAAGAAACACCUUUGAUUCGUAUAGGCAUAUGCUUUCUAGACGACUGCAAUGAAAGUGAUUUGCAAGCACUAGCUGACGCAGUACAACCCCCUAUGGCAGAAAUUCGGGUGUCGAAUUGUGUUACGGCGGAGCCCGAGCCAUGGAGCUCACUUCAAAUCGGAAUUGUGAAUGCUGCUGGAAGUUGUGGUGGCGUUCUCGGCAGCGGCCAGCACACCGCGAAUUGUUUCACGUUGCCGAAAGAACGAAUGCAGACCACUACUCGCUGCGCUUUGUCUACGGCCUGCGGACCAUCAGCAUCGGCCACAUUGUGCUGGGCCAUUCCUUCCAGGUCGUGUCAGACACCUGGGGUGAGUGCACCAUGGCAUUCUUUGCGAGUUUCUCUGUGUGCGGGUUUCCGUGGUUCUUGUUAUUUAUACAUACUGCGGCGCUUGUUUUCUUGAUGUGUAUAGCGCUAUUUCUGGUGCAAACGUAAAAGCGAAAGCACCGCUGUAUACAGACUAACGGACUAGGAUAACUUGGGGUACGAGGGUCCACGCUCUUGAGAAGGCGCAGCGGCAACGCGCGCUUCGGAAUUUCAGGCAGGUCUGUUCAACAAGCAGCAACCACGCGUACACGUGCCGCAAAUUGUAUUAUGACGUUUGUCCGGUCAUCGCGAGGGCGAAACCCUUCACGUUUAAAAGACUAUAUAUUGGAUUACCUACAUUUAGGAAGUUUAUUUAUUAGGAGAGGCGUUUUUUUUAUCUUCCUUGUAUACUAGAGCGUACAACUUUCCCGCCUUGAGCUGUAAUGCGCAUCUUCGCGAACCGCAGAAUGUUCUGCGGCUCACCGGGGCUCUCUGUGUUAUCCUUUCACUGUCGUAAUUUUUUUUGUAUUUUUACCAUUACAUAAACGCGCCAAUGUCAAACCGGUUUGCUUAACAGUUGGUUUUUGUUUGAUAUAUACGAAUGACAAACACAGUGGCGCUGUGAAGCACUCGGGAACACACACAGUGAAAGCGCGCGAGACGUUUUGGUUUAGCUUUCAGCAGCCCUGUAGUCUCAUUAGGGUGGCGCUGCAGGAGAUGGUGUUAAUUUUCACUCUAUAGAGUUGAAAGUAUGAAGGUGCGAAUACAGGCAUGCCAUGAGAAAAGACGAGGGGCCAGCGCUAACUAUUGCAGUGCUUAUUUUAUGACGUCCUACAUAUGCCUAUACGCAGCUGAUCCAGUCCCAAAGGGAAGGAAACGAUGAAGAUGAUGACACUUAAAACGCUGUGGCAUAGCUUUGCACGCCUCUAGAAAUGGAAACUCCGCCGCAUGCAAAAGAAGGUGACCGGUCGCGCUAUCCCCAUUACCUUUUAUUCGGAUCUAUUCCACUUGGAGCCAAAUAAAAUGUUAUCGCUCUGAAAGCUUAUUCCGUUUGGACGCGUAAGAUCCAGAGGUGCGUACGUUCACGUUGUCCGCUUCGCAGAAGUCCCAUGUUGGAGAUCUGAAAUUAGACACUAGCGCACACAGCCUUUCAUUCCCGUCUACAAAUUUCCCGAUACGACACUGCAUUUUUGAAGGAAUCACGAUAACAGCAAUGUCUGCCAUGCGGUGACACCAUAUCCCUCGAGGCCAGAUAUUACGCGCUCUCGGUAAUGUCUGAACCUCGGCGCAUGUUCUCGACUCCUGGACCUCGGCGCAUGUUCCUGACACCCGCG
Molecule: messenger RNA, 3133 nt
Organism: Dermacentor albipictus
Lineage: Eukaryota; Metazoa; Arthropoda; Arachnida; Ixodida; Ixodidae
Source: RefSeq, a predicted model, not a curated record